AGGCAGAAGAGGGAGGGUCAACAUGGCGUCCGAGCAGGAAAGCUCCAAUGGACCCGUCAAGAAGUCCAUGCGGGAAAAGGCUAUAGAAAGACGUACCAUCAACAAGGAGCACAACAGUAACUUCAAAGCAGGCUAUGUGCCCAUCGAGGAGGAGCGGCUCCAUAAAACAGGCCUGCGAGGACGCAAAGGAAACAUGGCAGUGUGCAUCAUUGUCCUCCUUUUCCUUCUGGCCUUAAUUAACCUCAUUAUCACACUGGUCAUAUGGACAGUGAUACGCAUCGGUCCUAAUGGCUGUGACAGUAUGGAGUUCCAUGAGAGCGGCCUUCUGCGCUUCAAGCAGAAAGCAGACAUGGGCAUCGUUCACCCGCUGCACAAGAGCACAGUAGGGGGCCGUAAGGACCAGGACCUGGUCAUUGUGGGCAACAACAACCCGGUCGUGUUCCAGCAAGGCAACACAAAGCUGAGUGUGGAAAAGGACAAGACAUCAGUCGUCAGUGACGUCGGCAUAUCCUUCACAGAUCCCCGGACACAGACCACGUUCUUCAGUACUGACUUCGAAAACCACGAGUUCCAUCUGCCAAAAGGAGUUAAAGUCCUCAGUGUUAAAAAGGCGUCCACGGAGAGGAUCACCAGUAGCGCAGCAUCCGACCUUAACAUCAAAGGUGAUGGGAAGGCCAUUAUUCGUGGAAAUGAGGGUGUCAACAUCAUGGGACGGACUGUAGAGUUCAAAAUGGGCGGGCACAUCGAGCUCAAGGCUGAAAAUAGCAUCGUACUCAAUGGAUCAGUCAUGUUCAAUGCGACACGCAUCCCAAAUUCUGCGGGUGACGUGUACUUUAAUGAUGGAUUGGAGAGGUACAAGCUCUGUAUGUGCGAGGACGGCACCCUGUUCCGUGUGCUGGUGAAAUUUACCAACAUGGGCUGCCAGACGUCAGAUAACCCAUGUAGAAAAGUUCACUAGGACUGGAAUCGGCCGGCACGUCAUCCUUCAAUCCGUCACUACAAAACCAUGACAAUCCACUGGCAUAUUUGCAUAUUUUCAAUAGGAUAUUUAGAGACCAUGGGACAUUUUUAACUACUUCCACAUUGGGUCUUUGUCAAUCAGCUGACAAAUUAAUUGUCUUUUUGUUUUUUGUUUUUUGUUGUUUGCCAAAUGUGUCACUAAACUUUGCCUUUUGGCCAAAGAAGCGUCUAAAUGUUUAAUUGUUCUACAGGUUUGUCAGCUCUAUC
This is a messenger RNA of Salarias fasciatus (jewelled blenny), 1227 nucleotides long. RefSeq names its product sarcoglycan, beta (dystrophin-associated glycoprotein) (gene sgcb). Lineage: Eukaryota; Metazoa; Chordata; Actinopteri; Blenniiformes; Blenniidae. Gene Ontology annotation, cellular component: sarcolemma; sarcoglycan complex. The transcript has 6 exons. Bases 23 to 958 code for a protein of 311 amino acids. The record is from RefSeq and is a predicted model, not a curated record. Gene Ontology annotation, biological process: muscle organ development.